This is a messenger RNA of Sitodiplosis mosellana (orange wheat blossom midge), 1140 nucleotides long. RefSeq names its product deoxynucleoside kinase-like. The coding region runs from base 191 to 895 and encodes 234 amino acids. The record is from RefSeq and is a predicted model, not a curated record. Gene Ontology annotation, molecular function: deoxynucleoside kinase activity; ATP binding. Gene Ontology annotation, cellular component: cytoplasm; mitochondrion. Lineage: Eukaryota; Metazoa; Arthropoda; Insecta; Diptera; Cecidomyiidae. Gene Ontology annotation, biological process: nucleobase-containing compound metabolic process. The transcript has 5 exons.
CAUCAUUGCGUAUGAUUGACGACUUAGCAAACGUUCGGAUGGUGUUUUCAUUGUAUUCUAUGUCAAAUACAUCGUGUUGUGUGUGAGCGGAAUUUUCUUAUAGUGUAUUGUGAAAUAAAAUUUUCCCAUUUGUAACGACCAGUGUUCUGGAAUAGAAAAAUAAAUAUUAAGAAAAAGAAUUGUUGUAAAAAUGUCGAAAGUAUUGAAAACAUCCAUUCCGAGUUUAUCGUCGCCACGCAAAGCACCAUUUACGGUAUUUAUUGAAGGAAAUAUCGGAGCAGGCAAAACCACAUUUCUCAAUCAUUUCAAGAAAUACGAUGAUGUUCGUCUGUACACCGAACCCGUUGAAAAAUGGCGUAAUGUUCAAGGCAUCAAUCUCUUUGAACUGAUGUAUAAAGAAAGUCACAAGUGGGCCUUUCCAUUCCAAACAUAUGUGACGCUGACGAUGUUGCAAACGCACACGGAAUACACAAGCAAACGUGUUAAACUGAUGGAACGCUCACUGUAUAGUGCAAGACACUGCUUCGUCGAGGCGAUGUUGGCAAACAACACACUUCACAAGGGAAUGUACAAUAUCAUGCAAGAAUGGUAUAAUUAUAUCAACGAGAAUAUUCACAUUCAAGCCGAUUUAAUAGUGUAUUUACGAACGACGCCCGAAGUUGUGUACGAAAGAAUGAAGGCACGCGGACGCUCAGAAGAAGAUUCUGUUAGUUUGGAUUACUUGAAACAAUUACACGAUUUACACGAAGAUUGGCUCAUGCACGGACGCAAACAUCGUCCAGCUCCGGUGUUAGUGCUGAAUGCAGAUUUGGAUAUGGAUAAAAUAUGUGACGAAUACGUUCGAUCCGAAAGCAGUAUAUUGCGUUCACAGGGUCAAUUCAUAUCGACAAAUUGAAAAAUGGCGAAUAUUCUGCACUCAUUUGUAACGGCAGGAAAACGUCUCUGGGAUAAAUUCAGUUCAUCCAAGUAGUUAACGUUAAGCAUCAUAGUAAAACACAAUUACACGUUAUUUAUAUAGUUACCUUACAUUCACCGAGAUUUACUUACUUUGUUUUUGUACAAUGGCCAAACUCACCGCUCAAUUUCGACUAAUGUGCAUUUAAGCGAAUAAAAUAAAGAAUUAAGAUUUGCAGUAAACUA